UCGGGGCACAGGGCUGUUCUGAUCGAGCCUCCGUUCUGGUCCCCCACCUUCAGUGUUAUGAUAUCUAUGGUCCUGCUGAAGCUCUGCUUCAACUGAGGGACACUCAGUGACAUCUAGAUGAGCGCUGGAUGAGAGAGAGUUAGGCCCUCUUUGACAUCAGUCAUCAUGGGAAAUGUGAUGAAGAGUCAAAAUAGCGUCAGCAGAACUGAAACUGACAACUCUACAUUUAAAAUAACGGACCACGACACGCUCGUGGUCUUGUCUGAUUACCCAUGCCGGGAUGUCAGCGAACCUAUUUUCAGAAUGGGGGAGAAACUAAGGGGGUUGGCUGAAGAGGGCUGCUGGUGGAAAGUUCGAUCUUUCCAGACAGGAGUGGAAAACUACAUCCCAGUCACGCACGUGGCCAAAGUUUAUCAUGGAUGGCUGUUUGAGGGAGUGGCCAGACAGAAGGCAGAGGAGCUCCUCUGGUUGCCGGGAAACUCGGCUGGCUCUUUUAUGGUCAGAGAGAGCCCAAAGGAAAGAGGUGUCUACUCUCUCUCUGUGAGACACAGGUCCAUAAAGCACUAUAAAAUUUUCCGAAUGGCCAACAGUUGGUACUACAUUUCCCCUCGCCUCACUUUCCAGUGUCUGGAGGACAUGGUCAACCACUACUCUGACUCUUCCGACGGUAUCUGCUGUGUUCUAACGGCUCCCUGUCAGGCCAACCCCACAAACGUGCUGAGCACCACCUCACAGGCACCACCUGUGGUCAUGCGGCGUAACUUCGACUGGAAGAAUGUGGACAGGUCCCACCUUCUAAGUCCCAGCACUGAAGGGUCUCCGAUGAACAGGGAAAACAUGGUGAGCUAUGGCGUCAGGAACAGCAUCGCCUCCUAUCUGUCACUCACUGGAUUGCAGGACACAGGCCGCAUAAACAAGCGUAAAAAUAAAAGCAAGUCCGUUUGCAUGCUGUCGGACUACAGCAACGGUGACAUGAACUUUGACGAAUAG
Messenger RNA from Chanos chanos (milkfish), 990 nucleotides. RefSeq names its product Src like adaptor 1a (gene sla1a). The coding region runs from base 166 to 990 and encodes 274 amino acids. NCBI's taxonomy places the organism in Eukaryota, Metazoa, Chordata, Actinopteri, Gonorynchiformes, Chanidae. The record is from RefSeq and is a predicted model, not a curated record. The transcript has 8 exons.